Molecule: messenger RNA, 11188 nt
Organism: Varroa destructor (honeybee mite)
Lineage: Eukaryota; Metazoa; Arthropoda; Arachnida; Mesostigmata; Varroidae
Gene: Br140
Product: bromodomain-containing protein 140
Biological process (GO): regulation of transcription by RNA polymerase II
Molecular function (GO): protein binding
Source: RefSeq, a predicted model, not a curated record
GCCUCUUCUCCAGGCAUCCGCCCUUACUACUAUAUUUUAUCAUCCUUUCCACUGUUUUCGUCGUCUGCUGUUCGACUCGCGAAUAGAAUAAAACAACCUAAAUGGGUGAAUACAGACCACGGCUCGUAUAGAGCCUUUUGCAGCAGUGAACGCAAGCUUCAAUGGCGGUCGCAGCGCAAGCUCGUCGAUCGUCGACUCCGUACGAAUACGAAGGCGACGAUAAUGACGAUGAAGUGUGCUGAGUGACAUAUCAAAGCCCCGUGCUUCAGCUAGCCGAGCGGAGCGCAUACUUGAUGGCACUCCGGAGUGUUACAUAGAGAGAGUAAGAGGGACACGCACGAUUCUACCGCUGUUCAUCUUAGAUAGCAAGCACCCAGACACCCACAUCGUAUGAGUGGUAGAGCUGCUGCUGCUGCUGCUGCUGCUGCCGCCGCCUGUGGGGCCACCGAAUCCAUCAAAUUGUAUAAACAUCCAUGGAGCGCCACUAGUGUAAGCUUUGAUUCUAGCCGGUCAAACAAUUCGAACACAAUCAAAUGCGGCGGACCAUGCUGCUGUCGAUUGUCGUUGUCGCGGAAGAGACGACAAGACAGGGCUCUCGACGCUCUACGUGACGGACGAGUUUCGGCGGCCAUCAUCGACACAGUGUAGACGUUAGCCCGCAAACGUAUUCUUUUAGCGGGGCCCAUUAAGUCCAGAAACGGUGAAAGGGCCAGGAGUAAACCGCUACUGAUAGUGCUGUUAUUACAAAUGGCAGCAGCGGCGGCGGCGGUGACGGCGGUAACAGCAGCCACCAGUAGUCAGCAAACUCUGAGGAACGUAGUACAAAGAUUGACAGACGCAGGGUGGCAGUACUGCGGGCAAGGUUUUCCGUCCGAUCGUAAGGGUGGUCCGUCCGUUUAGCCCAGCUCAGUCAGGCCCAGCUGCUAUCGGCAACAGCAGUAGUAACAAUAGGGUCGUGAGAGUGGUAGGUGACCGCAGAGGUCUACUUUCCAGGCUAAUCUACUUCUCCGCUGUUCUAUACAUUUCAGUCGACAAUGACAGUUUCCAACGCUUAGAUUCGUGCGUUAGCAAGGCUAAGUGGUAUAAAACAAUGCAACGAGACGAUUAGAAAACAAGCGGCAGCAGUUAGUAAUGAGAGAUUGCUGUUCCUCAGUGUAUCUGAUUGCGUGUUUGCUUUUCUCAAUGUGCAUUAUCCGUCUCCGUUGAACGGCGGCUGCCAGUAGCAACCAUAAACAGCAUAUACAUAAGCAGCAUCGAGGAAACGUCAGCAGUAGCAGCACCAGUCGAUGCAACGACAGCUGCAACAGAAACGACGACAACGAGCACUAUAUAAUUGCUGUUGAUGUUUAGCUCAGUACAAGGAUGGACACCUGAAAAGACUAGACUAAAAAAAACGAACGGAAGAAUAAAUAAAGGGGACGGGAGUGGCACGCUUGGAGGCAAAUAAGUUGGCCGUCCUGGAUUGUGUUAUAGCAACGUCGAUUUAACUGAAGUGAAAUGAGUUUAAGCUCCUACAACCAUGUGGUAGCCAGUGCAAGCUAGUGUAAUAUUGUUAGCGUUAUUGAUCACAAACUAGUACCGUCCUUUCUGUGCGAGUGAAGGGAAAUAUGUCGGACUCUUAAAAUGCCAAACAACAAGUAAACUUAUCGAGCGGAAUAUAAAUCAUACUUUUUGUUGAUGACAGAGGGUCCUCCGUCGCUUUCCUUUUGGUGCUCUUCGUGUAACUGUAGGCAAAAAGAAGAGCUUAGUAACUUGCGGGUGAUAUAUGUGUAUACCUCUAUGACUAAUCGGGUGAAGAGCCUGACAUUUAAGCUGCCCUUGACAACCCAGUUCGCUUCGACCGGGAAACAGUGACGCUGGAUAGAGCAAAUUGGUUUUGACAGCAGUAAGACCGAGCGCGCUGUAGGAUUAAUGAAGAUAGCCAACGGCUUCUAGCAACCUUCGCUAUCAAAUUUUGGCGAUUGUGAUGAACGGUGAUGCAUAACAGAUUUUGCUGGUUCACUACGGCUCCAUGAACUGUAGCAAUAAAACAUUAUUCGAGUAUCUGCAUAGAUCAGCGCCCAGCAAUUUACUCUUCCUGCAGUCAACGGAUUGGCCGAAUGGAGUCUCGGGUCAUUGGUAGCAUUAGCUAGUAACAACCCAGGGUUGUUUCUAGUGUAUGUUGUCCUGGGUAGCGGCGAGUUGCAACUGCAAUUAUGUAUCUGCUCCUUGCCCCGCUUCACGUUUGAUGGGCUGAAAACGGAACAAGACGGGCGAGUGUUGUUUGCUUGGAUCCAAAUAAGCAAACACAUGCAAUCAGUUACGACCAACACCCUUCCAGCGAAACAAACUCGUGACGCCAUAACGGCACAUUGCCGACCUGUUUUUUGAGCCCACGACGACCCGCGAGCGCCAUCGCCAGAGCGAAAUCUACUUUCUCUAUGAGUGCCCGCCACCGAGCAGACCGCGGAGUUGUUCCAUUGCCUCCUCCUGCUUCUAUUGCUGUCGCUGCUGGCGCUGCCGCCGGCGCCGCGGUCUAUGCUGCUGCUGAAAGGGGCCGACUCCCGCUCCUAGGCAGGCUACUAUUGCUGCUGCUGCUGCUGCAGGAGCAAUUGUCGUAGCCGCAGUAGUUGUUGGACGAUGUCGGCUCAGUGUCGGACGGAUCGAAUGCGACAAGUGACUGGCGGUGUAACGUCGUUGAUCGUUUGACGUCGGUUGCGUAGUCGUGUCUUUUGUGCUGCUAAACGGCCAUGACGACGGCGAAAGCACCAAACGACCAUAGUGGUGCCUAAGUUGAGUUACAAACACAAUCGGAAAGAAGUCUUUUGGGAGCAAAACGUUGCUUAUCUAAAACGCCGGCGGUUCAUCACGGAGUUUAAGAUAAGCUAGCAAAAAUUAAGGUUUUCAUUGAACAUAGUUUUAUACGAAUCUAUCUCAUUCAAAGCAUUGAGUCUUGUAUGACCUAAGGUCGACUUGUAGGACAGUGUGUGCACGGACUUAACCUGUCAAAAUGCGCAUCCUGUUACCACCCUCUCUGUAAACAGGGUCCAUCGGUUAUCCAGGGUCUCUUCGUAACUCUGAAGUGCGGGUUAAGCGCAGUGCAAGGUGCAAGAAGGCAUGGCUCCCACUGGCGCCCAGCUCAAGUUGGUCUGCGAUUCGUUGCGGAACCAGAGUGCACCGUUUAUCUGUCCUAUUGGCGAGUGCGGCCGAUCAUACAAAACCCUGUCCGGAAUCCAGUUCCAUAUCUGCAAUACGCGCCAUGAGGCCGAUGCAAUCAUGGCUGCGUGCGAACGUGCACGCUCUCCUCGUAAAGAGAGUCACAAAGAGACUAGUAACAAUAACAACAACAACAACAACAACAACAACAACAACAAUAACAACCACGUCAGUAGCAAUCCAAACAUUAAGGAGAGCACCCAUCAUCGAGGAGUUUUAGACUCGGGUAAAAAUAAAACAAAGCUCGCCACCCUUAACGGCAACAGCGCACAGGUCGGGACAAUUCCUGCUGACCGAAACGCAGAAUCAGGUACAACGAAUAUAAAGGGUCCAGGCAGGGCGGACACCCCUCGCAUUGCCGUGGGCUCCUCUACACUGCCCGGUGCGUCUUUGGGAAGCGGGACGGCACAACCGCGCGAGGGCCUGACAUAUGCUGAAGCACAGAAAGUCGUCGAAAUUGAUGUCGAUGGCGGAUUGUACAGACUCAAUAUCGAGGAACCUCUUAGUGUAAUUCUGAGCGACGAGGCGGACUUGUUAGGUCAUAGACCGGAGGGUGCGCGUCAGCCGGAUAAACCACGCAGUCCUCACAAAACAGCGAAAAGCAAGAAGGCGCGCUCGAGCAAGGCGGGAGCAAAACUAGCAGGUGCUUCAGAUGGUGGCAAAACCGGUGGCGCUGGAGGCGUCCCGGUACGGCUUCCAGAAGCUGUUGUAUCGCUAGUUGAAGAUUACGAAUGCUCAGAUGCACCCCAGCGGCCUGCCACUUAUUACCGAUUUUCGGAGAAGACGCCUGAGGAACUGGACGAAAUGGUGGAGUAUGAUAUGGACGAAGAAGACACCGCCUGGUUAGAGAUUAUUAAUCGCAAACGAAAGAAACAGGGCAUUCAGUCAGAAGUGACUGGUGAUACAUUCGAACUUUUGAUGGACCGACUCGAGAAAGAGAGUUACUUCCAGGCGCAAAAUGCGCCGCCUGGUGGUGCUGGAGGCAGUGGAAGCGCCAUCGAUGACGACGCUGUUUGUGCGAUCUGCCAAGACGGCGAAUGCCACAAUGCUAACGCCAUACUCUUCUGCGACAUGUGCAAUUUAGCUGUUCACCAAGAAUGCUACGGAGUACCGUACAUCCCCGAAGGCCAAUGGCUAUGUCGGCGAUGUCUACAAUCGCCAUCACGGGCCGUCGACUGUGUCCUGUGCCCAAAUCGCGGCGGCGCUUUUAAACAGACGUCCGACGGCAAGUGGGGUCACGUUGUUUGCGCGCUGUGGGUUCCCGAAGUGUACUUUGCCAACACGGUGUUCCUUGAACCGAUUGACAACAUCUGCAACAUUCCGGCGGCUCGUUGGAAGCUAACCUGUUACAUCUGCAAAAAACGCGGUCAGGGCGCGUGCAUACAAUGUCACAAGGCCAACUGCUAUACGGCUUUCCACGUAACUUGUGCACAGCAGGCGGGGCUGUACAUGAAGCUGGAGGAAUGCAAGAGUGGCGAACAAAGCGGAGUUCGAAAGACGGCUUUUUGUGACAGCCACGCGCCCGUGACAUAUAAGAAAGUGGACAAGAUGCGCAGCGCACGGAAGAUUCUUCAGGAGCGUGCCAAAGCGCUGCCAAUCGUCUCUAUUCCAACGAUACCGGAGGAGCGAAUGAUGCACGUUGCUUCACUAGUGUCAUUACCCCGCAAGGCUGAUUUUCUACAACGUCUAGUCGGCUAUUGGACACUGAAGCGUCAAUCGCGUAACGGUGUGUCGCUAUUACGUCGACUGCAGAUGUCCCAUCUCAGCAGCAGACAUAAUAGGAACGAACCGGACCUAGACGGCGCAACAGUGGCGAUGCGUGAUCAACUCAAAUACUGGCAGCGGCUACGACAAGACCUGGAACGCGCACGGCUACUCUGUGAACUCAUCCGCAAACGCGAAAAGCUCAAAAGGGAACACAUUCGUCUUCGGGAGAGCCAUUUCCUUGCGGAAAUUAGCCCAUUACCGAAGGCGCUUAACGAACUGAUCUCUUUGCUACAGGAGAAGGACCCGCAUAAAAUCUUCGCUGAGCCUGUUGAUACCCACGAGGUGCCUGACUACCUCGCGCUGAUUAAGGAACCUAUGGAUUUCUCCACUAUGCGAACUAAGGUCAAUAAUCUCGAAUAUCAGUCCUUCAGUGACUUCGAACGAGACUUCAACCUUAUUGUAUCCAAUUGCAUGACGUACAACGCUAAGGAUACCAUCUUCUACAAAGCGGCAAUCAAACUACGUGACCGUGGCGGACAGGUCAUUCGGACCCACCGCGAAAGUCUGUCGGUGAACUUCGAUUACAGUACGGGCCGGUUACGUGCCAACCCGCUUAUACGAGGCAGCAUAGAAGUCAGUGGUGGAUCGAACAAUAGUAAUAAUAAUAAUAGUGAUGGCGAUUUAAUAACGCCACACCCUCACCCUUCACCGCCAUUGAACUCAACGCGCACAAGCCACCGACGUUCAGACGGAGCUGCCGAUAGCCAACAGCUGUCGCCUGCCUUGAAGGUGAGCUCACUGAGCGUGCCGGACUUCCUUCGGUCGGAUGAAUUUCGCUCACUGAACCUCCAGUCUCAAGUGAGCGCAGUGAAGGGUCGGCAACAAAUGGUGGCUUUGGAAGAUGCCUCACCUCUUCGCACGAAAUACCAACGAUUGCUUCGCAGCGAGCUUGUCAAGCUGCGUCGGAAGCUAUCUCUCGAGAAAAAAGCCACUGAGACAGCAAACGUUAUCGACUCCGAGCAACAACAAAGUCAGCCGAAAGAAGAGGUUGUGGGUAUUAAGGAGACAAUGUCUGGCCAAUUGGACGAUAAUGAAGAGUCGGGCACUGAAAGUGAUUCUACGGUCGAAACAGAUCAGCAGGCAAAUGCCGCUGUGACCGUGGGUAACGCGAACCUUCAUCAGCAACCACCGCACCACAAUCAUCAUGGCAGUAACAAGCACCAUAGCGCUGGAGGAGGUUCGCAGCCAGAGAAGGAGUCGUUCAAGCAGAUGUAUCGCGAAAAGGGCAGCGACGAUGAGGAAGACGAUGAGGGCCGUAACGAGGAAUCGGAGGACGUUGAGGAGGAAGAAGAGGACGAAGAAGAUGAGAACGACGAUGAUGAAGAAGACGACGACGACGACGAGGAGGGGGCAGUCGGAGACGAAGGGGCUGAGGACGAUGACGAGAACGAGGUUGAAGCCGAUGUUGACGGCGAAGAGAUCGACGACGAGGAAGAUGGGCAAGAAGUUGGUAAUGACGAUGAUGGUGAUAUAGAGGAACAGGAAGAAGUUGACGAUAGCGAAGAGGGCGACGCGACAGAAUCCGACUUCGGUGGUGAAACAGUAGCGGUAAUAAAUGCGCGAACCGCUAACAACAACGGACCAGCUCGAGACAAUAACGACGAGGAGGAGGAGGAGGAGGAAAGCGAAAAUGGCGAUGAUGAUGAUGAUGAUGAUGAUGAUGGCGAUGGUGAUGAUGAUGACGACGACGAUGACGAUGAUGAUGAUGAUGCUACAAAGGUUCAUGCUCAACAGCAGCAGCAGCAGCAGCAGCAGCACCAACAAACCCAACGAGGGCCGCUGGCGUCGACGUCAACACCGAAAAGGAAAGGUCGGCCACCAAAAAAGGGUCGCGGAGGUGGUGCCGCACGGGGCGGGGUUCCGAGAGCGGUAGGGAGGGUGGGCAGGCCUCGCCAAAGUGGCAAGGCUACGAAUAACGCUCGCAUUAAUAGCAACAGCAGUAAUAAGAACAGCAACACUAACAACAAUGCGACCUCAAACAUCAGCAGUAAUAACAUGAACAUCAAUAAUGACCACGAGCCAUCGCAAAAACCCUGCAAAACUAAAGGUCGAAAGUCAGCGGCGGCUAGCCGAGCCGCCAAGCUGAACGUUAGCAGUCAUAACAAUAACGAAAAUAACAACAUCGAGCGUGGUGGCGCUAGUAGUGGUAACAAUAGUGAGCCUGCGGACGAUGACAUUGACGGGCUGAAGGAUGGUGAGGGGGGGUUAGACGAGCAAAAGCUGUACGAAAUACCGCUCGAGCCCCUGGAUCUGGUGUGGGCCAAGUGCAGGGGCUACCCGUGGUAUCCCGCCCUCAUUAUCGACCCGGAUGCGGCAGCGGCUAAUGAGCAUGAAAACACUGGGGCCGCACAAGAUCGAAAUGGUGGCGUUGGGGGUAUUCGAUUGGGAACAGAUUCAGGGGGAGCGAGCGACGGUAUAAGCAUUCCUGCUCCACCACCACAGGUGUUGCAGCUGCGGCCGCGUAACAGGGAACGGCAGCGGGACCGAGAGCCGCGGGACGGCAGCCAUCGACCAGGAGGUGGCGAAGCCCAACGAGGUAGCCCGCAACAGUUGUUACAGUUGUCGUCGGGCGGGGCGCUCGGAGGAAGUAGCCAGCAGCUGUCGUUGCAGCAACAGCAACAGCAGCUAUUCCUCGUGCUCUUCUUUGACGCCAAACGGACGUGGCAGUGGCUGCCGCGUAGCAAGCUCGUCCCGUUAGGGCCGGACGCUGACACCGACAAAAAGAAGCUGCAGGCAAGCCGAAAGCCGGCUGAACGAAAAGCGGUAAAAAAAGCGUUCGAAGAGGCGAUCGCGCAUCGAUGCCGUGUGGCACGCGCCACAGGCGAGGAUCCUAUCUCGUAGAAAAGAGUCAAAGACGAUAAGUCAUCGGCAAAAGGAUUGCGAUGUUGCUAGUGUUGGUGACUUGCGUCUUGCCUCGUAGCAGUCGUCGCAGCAGCAGGAAAAAGUAAUCUUCCACGUUUGUUUGUACAUCAAAUCUUCGAGCGGGGCCAACACUUGCAACACGGCUGGAACACACGUGGAACGUUAGAAGUAGCGUAAAGACUAGCGAUGGUGGACGUGUAUUGCGGUAAAAUUAGAAGCAAAGAUAUAAUGUACGAUAGCUUGGACCUGUGGCGACGUGUACUUGUUCCAUACAAGUAGCGUUACAGUAGUCGAAAGUGCACUCCUUCCACGAUGACGAUGGCUGUCGAGAAUUCUAACGAGUCGAGAAGGGUUUUAGCGUCUCGUGUUGAGCCUUGUUCACACGCAACACGCGGGAGUUGCGCGAGUCUCAUUCGUAGAAGAUCGACUUCGAUCAAUUGCCAGCAACUGAAAAAAUAAUCGAUCAUACGUUUGACCUUCAAUAAGCUCAAGACUACAUUAGAUGUUACAUUCGUCGUAUGUAAUUCGUAGUUUAUGCGUUUGUCGACCGAAUACUUGCGGGCUUCGUGUCGUUUUGCAAGUGCUACAUUAUGACAUUGUAUAAUGAAAGUGUUUGUGUUGGGUUCCAGCAUCAAGCAAGCGAGCGGUAGCCGUCCGCAUUAUUGGCGCUACUCGCCUGCAUUUGUAGAAAAUGUGAAUUUCAUCUUGGCUCAUCAGUCACUCCUCACGUACAUGUACAUUGAUUGAUUGAUUGUAAGCAAGCAACAAUUGAAGUGACUCGUGCCUGUCAGGGUAACUAAUGGAAAGAGUGAAUUUAUUCCUAGCAUUUUUAAAAACCACGGCAACAACAGGUCCUUGCAUAACUGUAAAAAAUGUAUUAUUUCAUAAAUUAUUUAUUAUGCGCUUCUUACUAGUGUCGUUCACUUCCCAUCUAAGUAGUCUGGGAGAAUCGGCAAAGAGUUAGUCAUGUGGAAAUUAUUCCCGAUGUAUAGUUAUUUAAUUAGUGCUGAAUGAGUACAACACGGUGUUCUAUAUUGCGAAGAAUGCAUUGAUGUAAAUUAUAUACAACGAAGAUCAAACACAUAACGCCCGUAGAUUUAACCGAAGGUAUUACAAAGUUUAUACUUUUAUGAAGCGGUAAGGCCAAAAAAUGCAGUGUAUUGUUCGCAUUACGAUUACCAUGAUUAUCGAAGUUUCUUAUUCCCGUUCAGGACGAACCAGACCGCCAACAACUAACGGCCAACUAAACGGCAUGAACCUUCUGAGGCAAUUUUCAUCAUUUUCUUAAAUGAGAAUGAAAAUAAUAAACGUUCUUGUUUUCGACAGCGGCUGCAAUAGCCUAUUUCAGUUCACAUCAUAUAUGUACGUAUGUAUGCAUACGUACAUACGUAUGUGUGUAUAGGUUAUUGUAUUUCUUUUGGAAAUUAUGACAGAAACACUUAAACUAGUAAUCCUAUCAUCGAAGCGAAGCGAAGAACCUGACCAUUUUUAACAUCACCAGCAAGAGUUAUCGUUGCAGCGGUGCGUGUCAGUGACUGACGCGCAGCGAAGACUUUAGCCUCAUCACUCGUCGUUGGAGGACAGGCUGUCAUUUGUCAGAUGCUGGCCAGAGGCAGAAGGCGUACGAGCUCUGUCUGCUUGCCUUAAAUUUAUCGACCUCCAUUACUGGUCCAACAAAUUAAUCGCCGGGCGCGACAGUAUCUCCCUGCAACUAGUCUCUCUUGGUACUGCGACAAUCCUCCUGUCACCUGUGAAAGAUAGCUAGGCCGAUUAAAGAAGCAGCAUUGAAGCAUAUAGAAAAAUACUAGUUGCGUUAUAGUGAUUAUAAUAAUAUUGUAAUAAUUGUAACAGGAUGAUAGAAGUUCGAAUAUGAAGACAAGAUGUGUGUAUUACCUAAAUGAAGAGAUGAUUUUAGGGACUGACAGAUAACUGCUUGUCCUACAUAAAACAACAGCAGUUUAAUAUAUCAAACAACCAAUGAAGAAAAUAAACAUUAAGCAACUGACGAUGGAAAAACUAAAAUAAACGGUGCGAUAGAAGAUAACCACAUUAAAACAAUAUAAACAGAAAUUUAAAAAGUGAAGAGAACCUUUGUACAUAAAUUGAAUAAAGUAGAUGAUAAUAAUAAUGACGAUGAUGAUGAUGAUGACUAUAACAGGAACUCGAAAGAAAAAGCAGGUAUUCUUCCAUGAUAGAAUGACAAAAAUGAAGUGAUCCGCAUCCUAACAGUCAAAGGCCUUUCUCCUUUUAGAGAAGUGCCGAUAGGGACUUUCUAGUAGUUGUGGUGGUUGGCCCGUCAGCAAGUUAGGUCGUAAUUUCUUAUGAAUGCAUUAACGAAUGACAAAAAUUGGCGUGAAACUAUUAUAAAGUACCGUAUAUAUUUACGCUCAUAUAUUAGAUUCUUCUGACUAAAGGUGCUUCAAAUUUUAAAAUCACAUAUAUACUGAAGCCUUCAUUUAAAAGAGGUAGGUACAUUGUGAUUUCCGGUAGAGCAUGUAAUACCAAAGCGCUUUCAGUCAGAAGGGUAUAAUAUUUAAGCAUAUGUCUUCUAAAUUGGGCAAUGAAUAAGAUGGGUUGUUCCAACCACAUUAGGUAAUAUUGAUAAAUCUUGUUUUUAUCCACUGCAGCACUGAAUGCUAUAGCUUAUAUAGAAGAUGCAAUCGUCAAAAAUUCUUAUCAAGUCGUCAAAACGAUAAAAAUACAAGUAGAUUUUAAAAGUCCGCGAGCAUGGACGGAAAAUCCUGUCUGCAUUGGUUGUCCCGUUUUCUUCGUCGAGCUGAAUUGUGAAUACUUUUUAAGGAAAUUUGCCUGGCCAAUCAGGUAACAGAAGAGCAAAAAGAACAGCUUGCUGAGCGAUGACAGUCCAGCCCAACUGAGUGCGUACGGGACAUACACACCCAAUACAGCGCUGCCUCCAAUAGAUGUACGACUAUGAAACUCAAGUAGAAAAGAUUUUUUAACUGACUAUAAAAUGUUCUAGUAUAACUGCACUACUUUUUUUUUUGUUUUUUUUUUUUAUCAUUGACUGCUCUUACUAUUCAGCUCUGAAUCGGUUCCGGGAUACCUGUGCCCGGCAAGGCAUUAGCAAUAGUCACUUAUGCUGAGCUCUUUAUAUGAGACAAGCGAACAGACGCAGCACCUUCUGUUAUCCGUCGAGAAAACUCAAAUCAGCUUUUUUCCUUGUUUACUAGAUGGAAAGCUGCUUGGCUUCGCGUCGGACUACCUCUUUCUUCUUCCAGCUGAUCUCGGUGUGUUGACAGUAAUACGACGGUGACUAAAGUAACUGCUAACAAGCUGCAACUAGCACUUAUAAUCCAUAUAAAGUAGCCUUUCUUGAUCUGCUGGUGAUUAAUAGAUGGAUUUU